Molecule: messenger RNA, 1821 nt
Organism: Trypanosoma brucei brucei TREU927
Lineage: Eukaryota; Euglenozoa; Kinetoplastea; Trypanosomatida; Trypanosomatidae
Exons: 1
Coding region: 1-1821 (606 amino acids)
Biological process (GO): pseudouridine synthesis
Cellular component (GO): nucleus
Molecular function (GO): pseudouridine synthase activity; RNA binding
Source: RefSeq, a predicted model, not a curated record
AUGACGAAAGAUAAAGUUAACUUUAGGUACUCAAUGAAAUACGCACAGGGUGCAGCUGCAGUGGAAGAUAACAUCGGCAUAACUGAGUUACGAUCGCCAACUGGCCGUUGCAGUGAUAUGAAUGAGGAGCGAAACUCACGCCUUACAGGACUGAUGAAGUGGUCCUUGGAUGAUUACGUUGUUAAGGAAAUGUGGCCAAGUGAAGCGUUUGCUUCUCCAAGCACCAAAGACUUGCAAAAUGUGAGAGGUCCGGCCGCCUUCGCACUAAAAAUUGUUGCUGAAGGAAUACCAGACGAAACAAUUGCCAAGCUCAUCGAAAGAAAGUGUCCACCCAGAACAUCAGUGAGGUUCACCACCCCCCUGGAUUUCUGUAGCUCCCAGGAGCGUAUUGCAUUGGUAUGUAGCCACACACACGCAAGCAAGCGUAACUUCCAGUGCCAGCAGGUGGCGCACGUUAGUGAGGGUGUUGUUUGCAUUGGUGGAGCAGUUGACAUUUCCUUGCAUUUGCAUGACAUAAGUUCCUUGCCUCUGUGCAUCCUCCCUGAUGUUUCGUAUUCAGUUGUAUUCAGAGGUUUGAGAGGAUCUCUUGCUGACAUCCUUCCCCGUCUCGAAGCCCUCAGAAGCAAUGGUUUUAUUAAUUACACCCACUUAGCACGGCACGGCGUUGGCCUCUUUCGGGCCUUUGAGAGCGGCAGGCAGCUUCUUCAUAGGGAAUACGCGGAGUUUCUUCGUGGGUAUGUGCUUAGCCUCACGGAGCGUUCACCAGCAGUUCAUAAGGAACUACCACCAUUUCUCGAAGCCAUAGUGGACCCAAAGUUGAAGUGCAGCGAUUGGGCGGGGGUGCGCAAAGGUUUGGAGUACGCGUUGAAGAGAGAUGAGCCGUUGAUUAACCUUCCUCAAACUGGGCUUUACUACCCACAUCACACGCUUCUGCGAGACCUCGUCGAACGCGCAGCAGAUCUCCUACCAAAGGAGCAUGACUCCGCCCAAGUUAUCCGCAAUGCUGUACCACGGCUAAUCAUUCAGGAGAAACUCAGAAGCGUUGCAGACGUUCACUUUAAUGCAUUGGCUUCACUUCGGUGGAAAAUGUACGGCGACAGAGUUGUACCAGGAGACUUAGUUUUACGCCGCGGUGACAGCGGACACGCGACAGAGCCACUAGACGUGUUUGAUGCCCCCGCGGACCAUAUAAACGGGGGCAUGACGUCAGUAAGUCACACGGAGUGGCUUUCUGCUGCCGGAGAGAAACACUUGGAUGGCUUGUUAGAGCGGGUUCAUUUGGUGAGCAGCGAGAAAGAGGCUCAGUCAUUUACAACAGAUGAUAUUGUGCUCCCUGUACUGGGACGCUUUGCGGAGCGAUUGAUCUUACCCAACACAAAAAUGAAAGAUGCGUUUCAGCAUAUUGCACAGGAGUUACAAGUAGAAGGAUUACCACGGUUGCGUGCCGCUCCACCCGCAACCUAUCGGUGGUUGAUUGAGCGUCCAAAGAAGCUCGCUUACUGCAUAUUUGACGAAUCACGAGGUUGGUGUUGGGAAAGUGAUAACAAUGAACCGAUUCGGUCGCAGUUGUAUGAAGACCGGGAGGGAGUGCUGCGGCAACCCUCGCCGCUGAUGGCUGUCACGGGGAAGAAUAUGGUAGCACGACGGGGAAUACGCGGCACAGAACAGCGCCACCACUAUCUGAAACCGGCGAGACGCGGUGGCAUGACGUGCGUGGUGCGUAUGACACUACCUAGGGGGACGGCUAUCACCUCCGCCCUGCGGGAAGUGGUUCAGGUAGCUACACUCGAUACGGGAGCGAUAUUCAGGCUUCUGAAGUAA